GAGAACAAAGGAAAAGACAGAAAGUGCACGUCAGAACAAGCCUGUGGUUGGGCUGUGGUGGUGGAUGGGUGGAGAGCUCCAAAGGGAAUCCCUUCUCAUCCCUCUCUCUCUCUCUCUCUCACUAUUCUUCUCUCUCUCUCUCUCUCUCUCUCUCUCUCUCUCUCUCUCUCUCUCUCUCAUGCAAGACAUACACAUGUCUUACAAUUAAGCUUUCUGUUUAUGACACAAAAUUACUUGUUCCAAAUUACCACAUAGGGUUUUUUCUUGAAUUUUUCUUGGUGUUUGUCUGCAACUCCAGUCUCACCAGCAAACCGAAGUGGCUCUUGCAGACAUAAAUUUAAUCAAGAGAAAGGGUUUGAAGUUAGAGAGAAGAUAAAUCAUGAAGGCUAGCUAGGGAAAACAGAAUAUUGGUGGGAUUUGUGUGAAGCUGAAUUCAUCUGUUCACAUUCUUUUACAUAUAUAUAAUUCUUUUCUGAACUAGGGUUUGCAGUCAGAUCUAAAUCCUGUCACAGAUGCGAAAGUUGAGAUCUGUUGCUCAAUUCGUUCAUGAAACUGUAUACAAACAAUUGAUGUCAUCAUAUCCUAUAAUUUAAAGCAAAGGGUGUUUUAAUGAUGAAUAAAGGUUUGAUGGUGGAUGAGAAUAUGUCAAAUCUGACUUGUGCUUCUGGUGAUUUAAGUGCUUCUAACUCAAGCAUCAGAAAUGAGUCAUCUUCUGCUGGCACAGUCUACCCUCAUCCCGCAUCCUCAGCACAAAUUCAGCAGCAGCAAGCACCGCCACCGCCAAAGAAGAAGAGAAAUCUCCCAGGCAACCCAGACCCGGAUGCUGAAGUAAUAGCCUUGUCUCCAAAAUCACUGAUGGCAACGAAUAGAUUCGUGUGUGAGAUCUGCAACAAAGGGUUUCAAAGAGAGCAAAACCUUCAGCUUCAUAGAAGAGGGCACAAUCUGCCAUGGAAGCUAAAGCAAAGGACGGGCAAGGAGGUGAGGAAGAAGGUGUAUCUGUGCCCGGAACCAACAUGUGUCCACCAUGAACCAUCAAGGGCUCUUGGGGACUUGACUGGGAUCAAGAAGCACUUCUCUAGAAAGCACGGUGAGAAAAAGUGGAAAUGUGAGAAAUGCUCAAAGCGGUAUGCAGUUCAGUCGGACUGGAAAGCUCACUCCAAAGUCUGUGGCACAAGGGAGUAUAGAUGUGAUUGUGGAACCCUUUUCUCUAGGAGGGACAGUUUCAUCACACACAGAGCCUUUUGUGAUGCUUUAGCACAAGAGAACAAUACAAGCUCUGCAGCUGCCAGAUCGGUAAUGCCAGCCUCAAUAAACCCACUUCUCUCCUCACUCCCCCAACUCCAUAGCCAUGGCCUCCAAGUUCAAUCAGCUGUCAAGAGAGAACAGGAUCAGCAUCAGCAGCAGCUCCUUCCUCCGUGGCUUUCAUUCUUGCCAGAAGGCGGCGAAGCGGCCAGCCUCCCUACUAUGAACCUCUCCGCCUCGCCAUUAUUCUCCACCUCUUCAUUCCAGCAAUAUUAUUCUUUUGACCAAAACCCUAACCCUAGCAGCUCUUCUACUGCCCUACUCCCUGAUAACUUCCAACUUCAACAAAACACCGCUUCCCCUCACAUGUCAGCCACUGCCUUGCUUCAGAAGGCAUCGGAAAUGGGUGCGACCAUCAGCAAAACCUCCCCUUCCCCAUAUUUUCUCAAACCACCCACCCACCAAUCCUACCUAGCUCACCAAGCUCACAUGUCCAACGAAACUUCGCGUGACCAAGCAAUACUAUUGGAUGAUGGGUUUGGAAACAAUGAGAGUAAAUCUUCACUCUUCCAUGAUAUGAUGAUGAUGAGUAGCUCUCAUGGUUUUGGUCAUGAUCAUCAUCAAGUCUCGUCGUCGUCGUUUGGAGAUCAUCAGCAGCAGCAGCAGCAGGCUUUCAAUGGAAUUAUGGUCGACGGUAAUUUCGUCGAGAUUAAUAAUAAUAAUCCUCCAAAUAAUUAUAAUAAACCGAGAAGUACUGACAACAACAACAACAACGAGGGUUUGACGAGAGAUUUCUUGGGACUUAGAGCGCCAUUUUCAUCAGCAGCAGCAUCGCAUGGCGGCCACGGUGAUUUAUUCAGUAUUGAUAUGGCGGGGCUCGACCAUCACCACCAUGUGAGUACUUCUUCUCCAGCUGCUUAUAACAAUGGACAGCAAAAUGAUCAGAACCAAAAAUCGUGGCAAGGUUAGUUUGGUCAUUUUCAGCAUGUAGUCAUUAAUUUUCCUUCCCUGUAGAGAGAGAGAGAGACAGCAGUUACAAACUUACCAUGUCUGAGGAAUUCUUGAAUAUUCUGGUUAAUAGGCUGUUUGAAUGGUGCUCCAAUCUUGCACUAUUCGCCUUCCUUUUUCUUGCUUUAUUAUUUUGAAUAUUUGGUCUUUUUAUAAUAGUUUUCUGCUUUUUUAUA
This is a messenger RNA of Malus domestica (apple), 2426 nucleotides long. RefSeq names its product protein indeterminate-domain 7-like. The record is from RefSeq and is a predicted model, not a curated record. Gene Ontology annotation, cellular component: nucleus. Gene Ontology annotation, molecular function: DNA-binding transcription factor activity. NCBI's taxonomy places the organism in Eukaryota, Viridiplantae, Streptophyta, Magnoliopsida, Rosales, Rosaceae.